UGCCCUUAGGCCACUUCCUGGGGGCGGAGAGGACCUAGGCAGCAGGCCAUAACUAGGAAAGGCGGAGGCACCCGAGUUGCAGAGACUCUCAGCUGCUUCCACCAGAGCCCUCGGACCCUCGCUGCCCGGACUGAGCGUGCAUCCUAGGCGCCCAGCCGAUACGGGGCGUUUGGCCAUCCGCUCCGGUCAACACCUCUUGCAUCUCCUGGAACCCGUGCCCGGAGCCUGGCUUGGCCUUGGUCUCGGGAGCCCAGUGUGGCCUCGCCCACGGCGAAGACGAAACUGCCCAGAAACUGUCGUUGAGCCCUCCCGGGUCUGUUCAGUGCUCGCCACCGUCACCUGCUGGUUGGAUUCCGGAAACCCACUGUUGAAAGACCACGGAAGGAAUCGCUGACUUCGCAGAACCAGAUACGUCUGAAUCAAAACUCCCUUUUCUCUACCUGUCCUGCGCUCUUUCCACUUGUUCUCUUAUUUUUGCGGGGAUUUCUGUGCCCAGAACACCCCAAUUACCACCCAGGUAGCUGGAGGUGAAGCUACCAACCUGUUACCUGUACUUGUUACUGUGCCUCCGACUCGAGUCUGAACUGUGAUCACUCAAUUCGACACACACCCAGGACACUCUGCCUUUCCUUCUGCCCUGUCUUCUGUACCUCCCAAAAUUUCCCCCCCUCCUGUGUCCUCUUCGCCCCCUUCCUUUGGGGGCCCCGUGACCCUGAAUGUGGGGGGCACGCUAUAUUCCACCACUCUGGAGACCCUGACCCGCUUCCCAGACUCCAUGCUGGGGGCAAUGUUUAGGGCUGACACCCCCGUGCCUCCCAAUGUCAACCCCCAAGGAGGUGGCCACUACUUCAUCGACCGGGAUGGCAAGGCCUUCCGGCACAUCCUCAAUUUCCUGCGGUUGGGCCGACUAGACCUGCCCCGUGGGUAUGGAGAGACCGCGCUUCUCAGGGCGGAGGCUGACUUCUACCAGAUCCAGCCCCUCCUGGAUGCCCUCCGGGAGCUGGAGGCCUCGCAAGGAUCGCCCGCGCCCACGGCCGCCCUGCUCCACGCGGAUGUGGACGUCAGCCCACGCCAGGUGCACUUCUCCGCUCGCCAGGGCCCGCACCACUACGAGCUGAGCUCGGUCCAGCUGGACAUCUUCCGUGCCAACCUCUUCUGCACUGACCCCGAGUGUCUGAGCGCCCUGCGGACCCGAUUUGGUGUGGCCAAUGGAGACAGGGCAGAAGGAGGCCCACAUUUUCAUCUAGAGUGGGCCCCCCGUCCAGCACAACUCCCAGAAGGAGAGUACGGGAGACUGGGGCUGCAGCCCCUGUGGACUGGGGGACCGGGCGAUCGUCGGGAAGUGAUAGGCACGCCGGGCUUCCUGGAGGAGGUGCUGCGGGUGGCUUUGGAGCAUGGCUUCCGACUGGACUCGGUCUUUCCAGACCCUGAAGAUCUCCUCAACUCUAGAUCUUUACGCUUUGUUCGCCACUGAGGGAGUGGCCCUCCGUUUGAUGGUGGGGAAGGGAGGGGAUGGGAGAAGGAAUGCAGCCUCUUUCUAGCUCUGGUGUGGGAGCUAUGAAAGUCAGGAGGUCCUCUGCACCUGACAGAAGCGCAUAUGCGGCGAGGAUUCCCAAGCCUAAGCCUAUGAAAGCUCACGGUGGUGGUCCAGUGGUCUAGACUGGUGCUUUUCUUGGGGGGAGAGGGUAGCAAAGCUUCUCUGGCUUGUUCAUGGCCAAAGCUGGGACCUCUGGUAACCUCCUUGGUUGAAGAUCAGUAUUCAGAGGAUCUGGAAAAGUGAGGUACACCUCUUUCCCCAAGCUAAACCCAGCAGAAUCUUGGAGAGGUACUGAGGUCUGAGGGAGAGGAGAAACUGCAUUGUCCUAUUUGGUCUCCUUGACUAUGGCUUCCUUUCCAGAGCUGGGUGGGUUGGCCAAAGAGAGAUCAGAACACGCUGGAACCUAAGAAGGUGGAGUUCCUUGCUGUUCCAGGCUACUUAUGGACAGACCACACUCCACCCUAGAUAGACAUCAGGAAUUAGGAGAAAAAUUCCAAGGGACCCAAAGGAUCCUCUCUUGUAGGUAGGGCUGGCCACAAGAAGGAAGACAGUAUCUUUCUGUGUCCUAGUCUCAUUUCCUUUGUAUGUAUGUUAUCCUGUCAGCCAAUGUGUGUGACUGAUGCGUGGGUCCCUGGCAUCCUGGAUCCCAUCUGUGUUGCUGACUCCUGUGUCUACGUGAUGGUCCUUCUGUGGUUUCUACAAGUCCAGGCCUGUGUGGGGUUGCCCAGCAACUGUUCUGGCAUAGGCAUAUCUGCGGUAUGGAUGUGACUAGAUGGUGAUUUAGUUUAAUCACAGGGUGUGUGUGUGUAUGUGUGUGUGUGUGUGUAUGAAUUUAUGUGCCCACAUGACCAUGUAGGCAGGAGGGGCCUGUCUGGGUUUGAGUCACUAGGAUCUUCCUGUGAGAGGUAAUAGAAGUAACUGGGCUUAGCUGGGCCUCUGAGACCUGCAGGGAACUCUUGGUUGCUGAGGCAACCAUUGGCCUGUUGCUAGGAGAUAGUCAGGGAAGGCCCAAGGCUGCCCUAGGCUGAGAGUAGAGAUGAAGAGUUUAGGAAAAUGGGGGAGGAUAUGGAAAGGGAUGGGAUUUCUGGGACCCUGAGUGGAAGGGGUAAACAUGUAUGACUUCUUCACUUUGAAGAAUUGCUUAUUAUUUAUCACUGAUGACUUACAAGAAAAAUAAAAUUUCUUUUG
Molecule: messenger RNA, 2725 nt
Organism: Perognathus longimembris pacificus (Pacific pocket mouse)
Lineage: Eukaryota; Metazoa; Chordata; Mammalia; Rodentia; Heteromyidae
Gene: Kctd11
Product: potassium channel tetramerization domain containing 11
Exons: 1
Coding region: 776-1474 (232 amino acids)
Biological process (GO): protein homooligomerization; positive regulation of neuron differentiation
Source: RefSeq, a predicted model, not a curated record